CCUCAAUUGCUGAGACCGGCUCUGAUCGACCACGUACUUGACCGAAAUCAUUCUCCGAUUAGCCGCUCCAGCCCACCUGAAGCUCAUUGAGUUAAUCCGCCAUGGGCUCCGCAAGUACUGGAGAACACCAGUCUCUGCUGCCUUCCUACUCUCCGUCUGUAGCUCGCGCGCGAGUUCUCGGCCAAGAGACGGCGCCGGCAUGGCCUACUACGUUCGAAGAGGGUCUCGACGCUCGCAUGGCAUCACCCGUGGCGAUGUCAUUGACGCCUCGCCGCGUCAGUUCCUUCAACAGCAGCCCGUACACCGAGAGACAUAGGCUCUUACAGCAACAGAGAGACGUGUCCUGGUCUCCAGGUAGCAGCGCCGGCGCCGCCACUCCCCAGGGCACUAGUAGCUUCAAGGACGCGGUCUUCAACGCCAUCAACGUCCUAUUGGGAGUAGGCGUGCUCUCCAGUCCCUUCUCGUUGCGAUCCAGUGGCUGGCUCAUCGGUGGACCGCUCUUCCUCUUCUUCACACUGGUAACCAACCAUACAGCCAAGCUUUUGGGCCAAUGUCUGGACUACCAAGAAGGAAUGACCACAUACCCAGACAUCGGAGAAGCGGCCUUCGGUACCAGAGGCCGAGUCAUCAUUGGCGUCACUUUCUUCGCAGAAUUAUUCACUGCCUGCGCCAUGUUCCUCGUGCUAAUUGGAGAUACAUUGGCGGCGUUGAUUCCGUCAUUUACGGAGACGCAGUUGACAAUUAUGGCAUUUCUGCUCAUUAUGCCAUCCAUGUGGACGACGCACAUGUCCAUGUUGUCGUAUUUCAGCAUUUUGGGCAUCUUAUCGUCAUUUUUCUGCCUCUACGCGAUUUUCUACGUGGGUUUUGCAAUCGACACGAACGCUCCGGACUACACUAUGGGCAGUUUGUUGCACCCACAGCCUGUACAGAUGAUUGGCGACUUGGAUCGGAUCCCAUUGGCUAUUGGCCUAACUAUGGUGGCAUUCGGAGGCCACUCGGUCUUCCCGUCCAUUUGCAGCUCCAUGGCGAACAAGGAAGACUACCCGCGUGUACUCAACCUCUCUUACUUUAUUGUGGGAAUUGUGUACGGCGCUAUUGAACUGGCUGGUUAUCUCAUGUAUGGAGUGGCUACUCAGAAGGAGAUCACGCUCAACCUGAUCGCGUCCUACCCCGGUGUUUUAACACAAAUGGUAGUCUGGACGAUCGCGUUGAACCCGAUGAGUAAGAUCGCUAUUACGCUCCAUCCUGUGGCAUUGGCAUUCGAGGAAUUUCUACUUUCGCCGAGCCAGAAACGCGCUGCUGCGAGGAAUAAACCGAGCAAGGGUUUGGUGUUCUACCGUGCUUUUAUCCGCACUACACUGGGUAUGGGAGCUCUGUGCUGUGCUCUAUUCGUGCCGCACUUUGCGCGUGUUACGUCGUUUUUGGGCGCAUUUUUCGCGAUGCUGGUGUCGGUGUUCCUGCCGUGUAUCUGCUACCUCAAGCUCUUCUCUCACCGCCUAUCGAAGGGCGAGAUCGCACUCAACGCUGGUCUGGCUGGACUCUCUAUCAUUCUGAUGUUCUUGGGCACUCUCGCGUCGUUCUUGUCCCCCGCGGAUUAAGUCUAGUAAGGCCAGCCGACUAUCCGUGAGGUAAUCGAAAUAUAGAUAUCAAGAAGAUGCUGCUCACCUAGUGUGUGACCAGUAACUUCGUUAUAUAUUCGGAUAGUGGUUUGGUUACUGUCGUUUCAUGUUGUUCAGUUCGUGCAGCAGACUCAAACGAGUUCCCGCUCCUAGUACUGUGCUUUCGUGUGUAUGGAAUGAGAGAUGGCGAUGCCGCUCAACGGCGGAGAGAUAGAUCGGUGCUGUCACUGCGUGAUACUGACGAAACGGAAAAGAUCAGUACCGCUGACCGUGACACUAUCAAGCUGAAACUGGACAAUCAAUUAGCAGAAUCGUGGCAUACUCGAUUGCAGUCGGGUAGGUUGUCAGCCUCAACUCCCACACAUCGAAGAGCACGACCUGCUCCUGACAUGGUGCAUUCUUUGGACGAACUCACCGAGAUUUCGAGUAUUGCAGCUGUAGUCUCUUUACAGAGAUGGUGGCGACGAAAUAGUGCUGGUGGGCAACGCCUUGCUAAAUUUCAGAAAUUGUGUCGAAGGCAUGUACUGGAGCUCGUUCAUCGGCGACGUACGCUGCAUGCUCGAUCAAAACUCCAUGCAAUUGUACAGCAAAUUGUUUUCUUAAGCGUUUUUACAUUCAGCAUUCUUCAUGGCUACGAGCAUGAUCGACUCUAUCGCCUCACACGAGCUGUAACUUGUAAGUGCCAUACUAUCAGUUAACUGAAAAAUAUUGUU
Phytophthora nicotianae INRA-310 is the source of this 2332-nucleotide messenger RNA. RefSeq lists its product as hypothetical. The transcript is spliced from 4 exons. Lineage: Eukaryota; Oomycota; Peronosporomycetes; Peronosporales; Peronosporaceae. The coding region runs from base 102 to 1598 and encodes 498 amino acids. Gene Ontology annotation, biological process: amino acid transmembrane transport. The record is from RefSeq and is a predicted model, not a curated record. Gene Ontology annotation, cellular component: vacuolar membrane. Gene Ontology annotation, molecular function: amino acid transmembrane transporter activity.